Rotaria sp. Silwood1 is the source of this 576-nucleotide messenger RNA. NCBI's taxonomy places the organism in Eukaryota, Metazoa, Rotifera, Eurotatoria, Philodinida, Philodinidae. The record is from the annotation of a GenBank genome assembly.
AUGGCAGCUAAACCAGUUCACCCAACAGGCAAAAUCGAAUUAAAUGAAAAAUAUAUGAAUGCUCUCAAGAAAAGAUCACAUCUCAGCGAAGCAGAGAUUCGAGAAACAUUCGAAGACUUUCGUUCAAGGGCACCCAAGGGUCAACUCAACAAGGAAGAGUUCAUCAAACUAUGGAAUGAAACAGCACCUAAAACCGAUCAUGCUGAAAGUGUUGAUAUAGCCGAGCGAGUCUUCGCUUUUUGCGAUCGAGAUCAUUCUGGAAAAAUUGAUUUUAAUGAAUUUCUGAUGACUGCUGUUGUAAUGACACCUGGUACACCAUCGCAAAAGCUUGCAAUGCUGUUUAUUCUAUGUGACUUCAAUCAUGAUGGUUUUCUUCAACGAGCUGAAAUUGAAAAAAUUUUUGGUCUAUCCAAAGCAGCUAAUAAAUCAAUCGAUCAAAAGGAAUUUGAAGCAUUCAAAAAACACUUAGAUUUAGUCUUUGCACAAUAUGAUGUUAACAAAGAUGGAAAAAUUAGUCAAAAGGAAUUUCGCAAUCUUUGUGCUGAUGACGAAGUUUUCAAAAAACUGUUAGCCUAA